Penaeus monodon (black tiger shrimp) is the source of this 1222-nucleotide messenger RNA. RefSeq names its product G kinase-anchoring protein 1-like. Lineage: Eukaryota; Metazoa; Arthropoda; Malacostraca; Decapoda; Penaeidae. Gene Ontology annotation, biological process: signal transduction. The transcript is spliced from 7 exons. The coding region runs from base 97 to 1128 and encodes 343 amino acids. The record is from RefSeq and is a predicted model, not a curated record. Gene Ontology annotation, cellular component: Golgi apparatus.
CGACUUGCGUGUGGUUCUGGGAACUGUGUUUACCUUCUCCCUCGACGUGCAGCCGGAGCACCUAAGUCUCCUAUCAGUCACAGAAAAUUUUCCAUAAUGUCGUCUCGCUUUGGUCUCCUCGCCGUCGAUGUUGAGCCUGGCGAGCGUGCCAAUAAGAAGAAGCAAGAUAAGGCCAAGCCCAAGACGGACGAGAAGAACAAGAAGGCGGUCAACAAGAACAACAGCAAAAAGAAGAAAAAUGGGGUUGAUGAGAGUGUGUUGCAGUUACAGGCAAUGGCCUUUGGAACUGGAAAAACAAAAGCCAAAAAGAAGUCAAGCAAAAGUGGAGAUACAGCUAAGAGAGAAGGAAACAAAGGAGAUCCGGUGAAAAAAGAAGCAAGUAAAGUAAAUGGAGAAGAUGGGUUGAGAGUAGACGAGGAAUGGCAACGCAGGGAUGAUGAGUUUGUCCGUGAUGAGAAUGAGCGAAGUCUACGGGAAGCGUUGAUGCUCUCCAAACUUGACUUUGAGGAGAAAGAGAAAACCUCUGCACAAAUGAAGAAAGAACGAGAUGAGGGAAAGGGGGGGAAAGUGAAGAAGAAGAAAGAUAAGCCAGUUACCAUGUCCUUAGAACAGUUCAACAAUCUUACGGUAGAACAGUUAGCAAGAAAAAAUGAACCAGAAGUGCAAGAACCGCCUCGGAAUGAAAACGAACACAAAUUCUUCGAUGACCUUGAGGAAACCACUCGGAAGACCAUGGAGAGAGAAACAAGAAAGGAGAAUUACAAGGCAACAGCAGGACAAUUUAACCAUGCAAUGCGUGUGUCUGAGUAUGAAGCUGAAAUUGAGAAGAGAGACUUCGAGAUCCAAGCCUUGAGGCUGGAGGUUGAGUCUUUGAAAAAUGACCUUCAGAUGGUGAAGAGCAGAAACAAAAAACUGUGUGAGGUUAUUUGUUCAGCUGAAAUGAAGGCCAAGGCUGAACUAGUGGUAGAGCUAGACAAGAUGACAAAAGUACGAGAGGAACUUACCCAGGAAGUUGGAAGCCUUUCAGCCCAGCUGGAGCAGGAGAGAUCCAAAGUCAACCAGCUUACGUUGGAUGUCAAAAAACAGGGUAAAAAGAAACAGUCAUCAGAUCCAGCAGGCAAGUCUUAACAAGGGAUCACGAACCACCUUUACACCGUCUCAAUUUUGAAUAAAGAACGUGAAAAUUUGUAAUGCACUACUUCCAAUAAAUGAUAAAAGAAAA